This is a messenger RNA of Onychomys torridus (southern grasshopper mouse), 5650 nucleotides long. RefSeq names its product SET domain bifurcated histone lysine methyltransferase 2 (gene Setdb2). The transcript has 21 exons. Gene Ontology annotation, biological process: negative regulation of gene expression; heterochromatin organization. Gene Ontology annotation, molecular function: protein binding; DNA binding; histone H3K9 methyltransferase activity. Bases 1216 to 3660 code for a protein of 814 amino acids. The record is from RefSeq and is a predicted model, not a curated record. Gene Ontology annotation, cellular component: nucleus. Lineage: Eukaryota; Metazoa; Chordata; Mammalia; Rodentia; Cricetidae.
CUCCACGGUGCACCGAGCCUCCUUUAACCGUAAGGGGAUCGACGGUGGGAAAUCUCCGCGCCACAAACACUGCUCGGGGAACUCUGGGAAACCAAGGAAUCCAGGCCAAGACGUGGAAGCCACUAGAGAUCAAAGCCUGGGCUCACCGCCACCACGCCUGCCUCCCAAGCCCAGGGAGGAGACUCCGGCCGAGAAGAAGCCCUCCUAGGGGAGUCUCCCCGCCACUCCCAUCACCCCUGUCACCGUCAGGGGCCUCCUGGAACUGGUCGCUACACACACACUGGCACAGCGGGAGACAGGCCCGCUGUAGCCACACACAAGAUGGCAGCCACGCACCUACCGAGGGAAAAGCGGCGCCACCACUCCAGCGAUGCGGCUCCCUAAGACUGCGGAGAAGCCCUAUUGGCCGCCGCAGACAGCGCGAGACCCGCCGAGAGCGGCGCUGGCCAAUCGGAGAGCGGCGCCCUCGGAGCAGCGCGCCGGGCCGCGGAACUCGCGCGGAGCGUCCUAGGCGCUGAGCGGCAGCGGCUGUAGCCAAUGGGCGGCGCCUGGGCGGGCCGGGGAAGGCGGGCGCCGCGUACGGGCGGGGCUCGCUGCCGGCGGGAAUCUCCGGGGCUCAGGUGAGGGCGUCUUUUGACAGGUGGCUCAGGUGUGAGGCGUGCAGGGUGCGCUGCGGGUCGGUCCGGCUCUCCCCCCGCGCGUGCGGGCGGCUCACCGUUCCGGUAGCUGCGGCGGUCCGGGCUCUCAGUUGCCUUUUCCCCGUCUGUCUCGGGGCGCUCGCCUGCGUGGCUGGUGGUUCCUGAGCAACUUGGCUGUGACCGGCGGUGGGCGGCGAAGUACGGAGUCAGACGCCGAAGCGGGACUCGGGGAGGUUUGCAGACUGGUCCACUCCCCAAGAAUGUUUGGUGCAUUUGUGGACCAAAGCAUGGAAUUAAUUUUUAUUUUUGGAAAGACAGUGCCAGUGGUCCUCCUCCAUCUGUCAGUUUGGAGUUGAUGAGGAUGCUGUUCCUGUUUUGCAUGGACUGGUCGUCAUUCUGAGUGUCUCAAGCACAGCUCUGUUUGGAAACUCGGGUAUCCAAGAGUUUGGGUAACGGCAUAAGACAUCCUCUAUCUGAGGACUGCAGAGUUCAUAGAGACCCCAUCUGGACUCUCCAGUCAGAGUGGCACUCUCGAUUCACUGAAUUUGGGAGAAUUUUAUAUAAGUAACAACAAAAGAUGGGAGAAAGAAAUGAUGAUGCAAGGACUUUCUGGAUGAAGCUACAAGAUGACGGUAAAGUGGACUUUAUGUUUGAAAAAACACAAGAUGUGCUGCAGUCACUGAAACAGAAGAUAAAAGAUGGGUCUGCCACAAAUAGAGACUGUGUCCAAGCAAUGAUUCUGGUAAAUGAAGCAAAUAUAAGUAACAGUCCAACAAAGGAUCAUAUACCUAUGACUCAGAAUGAACAGGAAAACAAAUCAAAUGCAUUUCCCUCUACUUCAUGUGAAAACUCCUUUCCUGAGGACUGUACCAUUCUAUCUCCAGGAAAAGAAGCAUUCCUCCCUGUAACCAGGAAAGCCACUGACCUGGGAAAGAAGGAACCCCCUUUGAGUGUGUCUUUCUGUGGCCACAUCUGUUCCAGUGCUUGUCUAAUGGAAACACCACUGUCCUUGAAGGGAGAAAACCCUCUGCAGCUACCAAUCAGAUGUCACUUCCAAAGACGACACGCAAAAACAAAUUCUCAUUCUUCUGCUCUCCACGUGAAUUAUAAAACGCCCUGUGGACGGAGUCUACGAAACAUGGAGGAAGUUUUUCAUUACCUUAUUGAGACAGAGUGUAACUUUUUAUUCACAGACAACUUUUCUUUCAAUACCUAUGUUCAGUUGACUCGGAAUUACCCGAAGCCAGAUAAAGUUGUUUCUGAAGUGGAUAUUAGUAAUGGAGUGGAAUCAGUGCCGAUUUCUUUCUGUAAUGAAAUUGACAGUAGGAAACUUCCACAGUUUAAGUACAGAAAGACAGUAUGGCCCCGAGCAUACUAUCUAAAUUUUUCCAGCAUGUUUUCUGAUUCUUGUGACUGUUCUGAGGGCUGUAUAGACAUAAAAAAAUGUGCAUGUCUUCAGUUGACAGCAAAGAAUGCGAAAGUACGUUCCUUGUCACCUGAUGCAGUAUGUACUGGAUAUAAAUAUAAAAGGCUGCAGAGACUCAUACCUACUGGCAUUUAUGAAUGCAACCUGUUGUGCAAGUGUAACCGUCAGUUGUGUCAAAACCGAGUUGUCCAACAUGGUCCCCAGGUGAGGCUACAGGUGUUCAAAAGUGAGAAGAAGGGCUGGGGAGUACGCUGCCUGGAUGACAUCGACAGAGGGACAUUUGUAUGCAUUUAUUCAGGAAGAUUACUAAGCAGAGCCACUCCUGAGAAAACUAAUACUGAUGAAAAUGGAAGAGAACAACAAAAUACUGUGAAAAAUACGCUUUCCAAAAAGAGGAAAAUAGAAGUUGCGUGUUCAGAUUGUGAAACACAUCCUCCAAGUCCUAAAACUGAGAAAUGUCCUACUGAGUUUAGCACUGAUCUCAAAGAGCCUGUUAUGGAAAUGAACUAUAGAAAUAUUUCAGGAACUCAGCGUCUCUCAGUCAUUAGAAGCCCUAAAUUCAAGACAGCUGCUUUUCAUUACAAUGAGAAAAACAUGGGAUUUGUUUCCUCAGAAUCUACCAACCCCGAAGAUAAGAGUGGAUUUAAGCCAGCUCACGCACACAUAAACUCUAAAGCUAGAGGGCAAGAAAGGGUCUAUGAAGUUACAGAAAAGAUGGAAAAAAGGACAUGUGCCCUCUGCCCCAAAGGCCACGACUUGAGUGUGAUAUACUUUGCACCAUCGGAGAAUAUAGCUGCUCAUGAAAAUUGUUUGCUGUAUUCAUCAGCACUGGUGGAAUGUGAAGCUCAUGAUAAUCUUAAUAAAUCUAGAAAUUUUGCUGUGAAGUCGGUAAAGAAAGAGAUCUGGAGAGGAAGAAGAUUGAGAUGCACACGUUGUACUAAAGGAGGAGCCACCGUGGGAUGUGAUUUACCAUCCUGUUCCAAGAAUUACCACUUUUUCUGUGCCAAAGAGGACAACGCAGUUUUACAAGUUGAUGGAAUUGAAGGAACUUACAAAUUAUUUUGCCAACAACAUGCUCCAGAACUACCAGGGACCAGUCGAAGUGCUGAGAGCCCAUGCUUGCAGAAAGGGAGAGGAAAGAAGAAGUGCCUCCCAGCAGGCUCCCUUGAACAGCCACCAAAGAAGUUGGGCAGACUCAAAAGACAUAGGACAGAAGAGCCCCGCAGCCACAAAGAUGCAAUUGCCAAAGUUCCUUUUCUUAAGAAAUGCAAGGAAGCAGGACUUCUUAAUGAAUUAUUUGAAGGGAUACUAGAAAAACUUGAUUCAAUUCAAGGGAAACUCCUGAGUGAGACUGCUUCAGAAUCAGACUAUGAAGAGAUUGAUACUUUACUGUUUGACUCUGGAUUGUUUGAAGACACAUUAAUAAAAUUCCAGGAAGUAAUACGGAGUAAAGCUUGUGAACAUGAAGAAAGGCAGAGGAUGCUGACGGGACAGCUUGAGGCACUUGGGAACUUAAAGCAAACUCUGUGCUCAUUUCAAGAAAACGGAGACCUGAACUACUCCAGCUCUACUUCAGAAUCCUCGGCGUCUCCCUGAGGACCCCCAGUUCAAAUGCCCAGUCUACUGAGAUGCAAGCAGGCUGGAAGACAGUCUGUGACAGCUACCUAGGUCCGCAUCCCUCCCUGACCCGCUACUGCUGAUCGCUCUUUUACACAUGACUGGGUGUUUCUUGUCUCCUCUCUUCAUCCUACUUUUUCCGUGCCAGUAAAAACUGCUCCUCAGGUCAUCUGGGUCAGCUGAGAACAGACCCUCCCAUCUGUUCUCCAAGUUCUCUUUGUUGGUGCCUUCCUACCCACCCCAGUCAGCGGCAGCAAUUCCAGAGUCCUUGCAUAUCCUGUGGGGGAAUCUUGGACCUUUCCUUUGUCUCUGCUGCCCCUCCAGUAGGUCUUAUAACAGCCCCCUCACAGUAUUAAUAACUCCAAUAGAGCAGAGCAAAAACCCAUCCCUGUGGCUUGCUGUUACCCUGAGUUUCUGCUCACAACCACAUUUCUAAGACUUAGCAUGCUCAGUAAAUGUUUGUAAAAUACAUUGUAAUGAGUGAGUUUAUUGAAUACAGUUCACAGCAGCCCUCAGCGGUAACAAUGUAGAAUACACUGCUUUGUUUUACCGAUUUGACAGGUCUUCAUCAGUCUUCUUAGAAGUGUCUUUUUGGCCAGAGUUAUUAUUACAAGGGCAUGUGUCAUCUUCAAGACAAACAUCAUCAUUUGACACUUGGUUCUUUGAAUAUGAGCAUCAUUAAGAAUUUGGAAUGGGGAAGAAUUAAGAUAUUUUUCCCACCUAACAAUAUGCAAUUCAGAGCUGUAUGCCUACAUUGCUCCUGCACAUUGACCCUUGACUCCUUCACAUUCAGUUCUGAUUUCAUAUCAUGAUUCUCAGGUCCACAACAAGGCUAGCUAUCAGAGCCAUGUCCACAGUUUAGAAUGAGUGCUCAAACAUGCCUGUUAAAGAAUCAUUCCUGGUGCAAUGCUGGUCCCAACACCAGCUUAAGUCACUUCAUGAAGGGUAACCAGAAAUGACUGCAAUCUGACCACCCAUCAGCAUCAGCUGGGACACUUCUAUGUUAAAGCUUCCUCUCCUGCCUAGAUCCAGCUUUAACCUGCCACUCACAGUAAGUUAUAUGGCACAAGGGAGCACUACUUAAUUGGGUUCACAACGUUGGCAAAUAUUGGGCAAACAGACCAAAUAAGACUGCUCUCUUAUUAGUGAAAAAUGAGCCAAAUAAUCAUACCCAUCAUUCUAUAUAAGAAAAUGUCUGGAAGCCCAGGGUAUUAGAUGGCACUGUGGGAAGUAAACAUUAGGGAUCUUGAACACACAUCCCCUUAUUCAAUGCUGCAUUUUGUAGACCUAGGGGAAGGCUCAUCAACACUGAUGUUUAGCUUACGGUUUUAUAGAUGAGCUAAAAACAAAUUUAUGGUUUUUCCCUAUUCUACACAAACCAUCUUCAGAACAACUGUUUGUUGGGUCAACUCCAUUUGGUUCCAUUAUUUAAAAACAAACUAACAAACAAAAAACUGGUGAGAUGGUUCAGCACUUGCCACCAAGCUUGACGACCUGAGUUUAAUGCCAGGAACCCACACAGAAGAACUGACUACUACAAGCUGUCCUCUGACCUCCACAAGAGUGCCACGGCACAUGCACUCUUGUACAAAAUUAACAUUAAAAAACCCUUUAUAGCACAUUAUAAUAUCCCAUUAUAUCAUUGGUUGUUAACCCGAUCUCCACUUUCCCCUAAUAAGUGAUAUGUAUCACAACUGAUAUGGCUGCUACUUUUCAUUUUUAAGUAUUCCCAAUUCAAAUGCAUUUCCCACUCUGAUAAUUCAACUGCACUUUAACAGAAAUAAAAUCUUUAGGUUGGGUGUAGUUAAGAUAGUUGAGAUGUUGUUGACACGUUUAUAGUGGUAUCUUAUUUGUAUUCCAAUAUUGCUAAUUUUUAAAACUGUGAUACAAUAUAUGUAAAAAAAUUUACCAUUUCAAUGCUUUUAAGAAUAUCAGCUUGUCUGUGAAGCUUUGCUAACAGUAAAAUAAA